AUGUCUAGUUUUGAUAUCCCUAUUAUCCUUGGUAACAAAGAUAAACAAUUACCCAAACCAAUUAAUAACCGUCCCGGAAAUGAUAACACCCCAAAUGAUAAGAAAUUUUUAGGUCUAACUCCACAUGAAGUGAAAAAUCCUCAAACUCGAAAUCAAUUCAAUCUCUGGAUUGCUGAGAUGAUUGCAAUGUAUAGGAGAGAUAACCGUGAUAUGCUCUGCUUCUUUCUUAAUAGAAAUUAUGAAGAAUAUUAUAUUCUGUAUGAUUGGAUGGGUGAUAAGAAAAACCAAUUAUACGAUAGAUUGAAUAAGCAUGUUGUAGAUUUGCUAAGAGAAUGA
Messenger RNA from Entrophospora sp. SA101, 336 nucleotides. The record is from the annotation of a GenBank genome assembly. Lineage: Eukaryota; Fungi; Glomeromycota; Glomeromycetes; Entrophosporales; Entrophosporaceae.